UGCGCGUCAUUCGAAGUUACGUUCAUCCUUCUCGCUCUGGUUGUGGAGAGAGAGGGAGAACUGUUGCUGUUUGCUGUUCAACCUUCUCACAACCAUGUCUCAAGUAUUACCUAUUCGUUUUCAGGAGCACUGCCAGCUUCAAAAUGUUGGCAUCAACGCCGCCAACAUUGGCUUUGCCACUCUCACCAUGGAGUCGGACAAGUACAUUUGUGUCCGCGAGAAAGUUGGCGAGACGGCUCAGGUCGUCAUCGUUGACAUGGCUGACCCUGGAAACCCCACCAGACGUCCCAUCUCGGCUGACUCCGCUAUCAUGAACCCGGCGUCCAAGGUGAUCGCCCUGAAGGCUGGAAAGACCCUUCAGAUCUUCAAUAUUGAAAUGAAGAGCAAGAUGAAGGCGUACAACGCCCCUGACGAUGUCGUCUUCUGGAAGUGGAUUUCUGUCAACACCAUCGCUCUGGUCACCGAGGUGGCUGUCUACCAUUGGUCGAUGGAGGGUGCAUCUGAGCCAGUGAAGAUGUUCGAGCGCCAUGCCAACCUGGCUGGCUGCCAGAUCAUCAACUACCGCACUGACAAGGAGCAGAAGUGGCUCUUGCUGGUCGGAAUCACUGCUCAGUCGCAGCGUGUUGUCGGUGCCAUGCAGCUCUACUCGGUCGAGCGCAAGGUCAGCCAGCCCAUCGAGGGCCACGCCGCCAGCUUUGCCCAGUUCAAGAUGCAGGGUAACUCCACCGAGUCCACGCUCUUCUGCUUCGCCGUGCGCACCGCCACCGGUGGAAAGCUUCAUGUCAUUGAAGUCGGUUCCCCAGCGGCCGGCAACCAGCCAUUCACCAAGAAGGCCGUCGACGUCUUCUUCCCACCGGAGGCCCAAAAUGAUUUCCCGGUUGCCAUGCAGGCCAGUGCUAAGCACGAUGUGGUGUUCAUGAUCACCAAGUACGGCUAUGUUCACCUGUACGACUUGGAGACCGGCACCUGCAUCUACAUGAACCGCAUCAGCGGCGACACCAUCUUCGUCACUGCCUUCUACGAGCCUACCAGCGGUAUCAUCGGUGUCAACCGCAAGGGACAGGUUCUGUCUGUGUCAGUCGAUGAGGCUAACAUCAUCCCGUACAUCACAAACACACUGCAAAACCCCGACCUGGCUUUGCGGAUGGCGGUGCGCAACAACCUGGCUGGUGCAGAGGACCUGUUUGUGCGCAAGUUCAACAUGCUCUUUGGCCAGAUGCAGUACUCUGAAGCUGCCAAGGUGGCCGCAGCAGCUCCCCAGGGUGUUCUGCGUACAUCUCAGACCAUCCAGCGCUUCCAGGGUGUGCCUACGCAGCCUGGCCAGACAUCGCCGCUGCUCCAGUACUUUGGCAUCCUGCUCGAGCAGGGACAGCUCAACAAGUACGAGUCUCUCGAACUCUGCCGCCCAGUCCUGCAGCAGGGUCGCAAGCAGCUGCUGGAGAAGUGGCUGAAGGAGGACAAGCUGGAGUGCAGUGAGGAGCUUGGUGACCUCGUCAAGCAGGCCGACCCCACGUUGGCCCUGUCGGUGUACCUGCGCGCCAAUGUGCCCGCGAAAGUGAUCCAGUGCUUUGCCGAGACUGGCCAGUUCCAGAAGAUUGUGCUCUACGCCAAGAAGGUCAACUACACGCCCGACUACGUGUUCAUCCUGCGCAACGUCAUGCGCAUCAACCCCGACCAGGGCCUGCAGUUCGCUCAGAUGCUGGUCCAGGACGACGAGCCUCUGGCUGACCUCAAUGCUAUUGUUGACGUGUUCGCCGAGUUCAACUUGGUGCAGCAGUGCACAUCGUUCCUGCUCGAUGCCCUCAAGAACAACCGUCCCGCUGAGGGUCCCCUGCAGACUCGCCUGCUGGAGAUGAACCUCAUGGCUGCACCACAGGUGGCCGAUGCCAUCCUGGGCAACCAGAUGUUCACGCACUACGAUCGCCAGCACAUCGCCCAGCUCUGCGAGCAAGCUGGCCUUCUGCAGCGCGCCAUUGAGCACUACCAGGACGCGUUUGACAUCAAGCGCGCUAUCGUGCACACGCACCUGCUCAACCCCGAGUGGCUGGUGAACUUCUUCGGCUCUCUUAGCGUGGAAGACAGCCUGGAGUGCAUCCGCACCAUGCUGUCGCACAACAUCCGACAGAACCUGCAGAUCUGCGUGCAGGUUUCCACCAAGUACCACGAGCAACUGGGCACCACGUCGCUCAUCGAGAUCUUCGAGUCCUUCAAGUCCUUUGAGGGCCUCUUCUACUUCCUCGGGUCGAUCGUCAACUUCAGCCAGGAGGCCGACGUGCACUUCAAGUACAUCCAGGCCGCCUGCAAGACUGGCCAGAUCAAGGAGGUCGAGCGCAUCUGCCGUGAGAGCAACUGCUACGAUGCCGAGCGCGUCAAGAACUUCCUCAAGGAAGCCAAGCUGACUGACCAGCUGCCACUGAUCAUCGUGUGCGACCGAUUUGACUUUGUGCACGACCUGGUGCUCUACUUGUACCGCAACAACCUCCAGAAGUACAUUGAGAUUUACGUGCAGAAGGUGAACCCACUGCGUCUGCCCGUCGUCGUCGGUGGCCUCUUGGAUGUUGACUGCGACGAGAGUAUCAUCAAGAGCCUCAUCAUGGCCGUGCGCGGAUCCUUCGACACCGACCAGCUUGUCGAGGAGGUUGAGAAGCGCAACCGCCUGAAGCUGCUCAUGCCAUGGCUGGAGUCUCGCAUCCACGACGGCGUCCAGGAGCCAGCCACGCACAACGCCCUCGCCAAGAUCUACAUCGACAGCAACAACAACCCGGAGCGCUUCCUGCGUGAGAACCAGUUCUACGACAGCCGUGUUGUCGGCAAGUACUGCGAAAAGCGCGACCCUCAUCUUGCUUGCGUUUCCUAUGAACGUGGACAGUGCGAUGAAGAGCUCAUCAAGUGCUGCAACGAGAACAGCUUGUUCAAGAGCGAGGCACGCUACCUGGUCCACCGCCAGGACGCCGACCUCUGGGCCCUGGUGCUCAUCGAGACCAACGAAUACCGCCGCCCUCUCAUCGACCAGGUUGUCCAGACCGCAUUGAGCGAGACACAGAACCCUGAUGAGGUGUCGACCACCGUCAAGGCCUUCAUGACCGCCGACCUGCCCAACGAACUCAUCGAGCUCCUGGAGAAGAUCGUUCUUGACAACACGCUGUUCUCCGAGCACCGCAACCUCCAGAACUUGCUCAUCCUGACCGCCAUCAAGGCCGACCGCACGCGCGUCAUGGAGUACAUCACACGCCUGGACAACUACGACGCUCCCGACGUUGCCAACAUUGCCAUCAGCAACGAGCUGUACGAGGAGGCCUUUGCCAUCUUCCGCAAGUUUGAUGUCAACACAUCUGCCAUCCAGGUGUUGAUUGAGCGCAUUGGCAACUUGGACCGUGCGUACGAGUACGCUGAGCGUUGCAACCAGAGUGAUGUCUGGAGCCAGCUUGCCAAGGCCCAGCUUCAUGCUAACAUGGUCAAGGAAGCCAUCGACUCCUACAUCAAGGCUGAUGACCCCUCCACCUACAUUGAGGUCAUCGAGAUCUCCGGCAACUCCGGCAACUACGAGGAUUUGGUGCGCUACUUGAACAUGGCGCGCAAGAAGACCCGUGAGGUUCUGAUUGAGACUGAGCUUGUCUUUGCCUUUGCCAAGACCGGUCGUCUUGCCGAGCUCGAAGAGUUCGUCAAUGGUCCCAACCAUGCCCAAAUCCAACAGGUCGGUGACCGCUGCUACGAUGCACAACUGUACGAGGCUGCCAAGAUCCUUUUCAACAACGUCAGCAACUUUGCCCGCCUGGCCUCUACUUUGGUGCACCUGGGCGAAUACCAGAACGCCGUUGAUGGAGCCCGCAAGGCCAACAGCACUCGCACAUGGAAGGAGGUGUGCUUUGCUUGCGUUGACGGUGGCGAGUUCCGUCUGGCCCAGAUGUGCGGUCUGCACAUCGUGGUGCACGCCGACGAGCUGGAGGAGCUCAUCCGCUACUACGAGGCGCGCGGCCACUUUGACGAGCUGAUCGCGCUGCUGGAGGCCGCACUCGGUCUGGAGCGCGCGCAUAUGGGCAUGUUCACCGAGCUGGCCAUCCUCUACAGCAAGUACAAGACGUCCAAGAUGCGCGAGCAUCUGGAGCUCUUCUGGUCGCGCGUCAACAUCCCCAAGGUGCUGCGUGCCGCUGAGCAGGCCCACCUCUGGUCCGAGCUGGUCUUCCUGUACGACAAGUACGAGGAGUACGACAACGCCAUCACCACCAUGAUGCAGCACCCCGUGGACGCCUGGAGGGAGGCACAGUUCAAGGACAUUAUCACCAAGGUUGCCAACAUUGAGCUGUAUUACCGUGCUCUGAGCUUCUACCUGGAGAUCAAGCCAAUGCUGCUCAACGAUCUGCUGCUGGUGCUCGUGCCGCGUCUCGAUCAUAACCGCACCAUCAACUACUUCAGCAAGCGCAGCCGCCUUCUCCUGGUUAAGCCCUACAUGCGCGCCGUGCAGUCACUCAACAGCAAGGCUGUCAACGAGGCUCUCAACCAGGUUCUCAUCGAGGAGGAGGACUACCAGAGCCUGCGUGCCAGCAUCGACGCCUACGACAACUUCGACAACAUCAACCUGGCCCAGCAGUUGGAGCGCCACGAGCUGAUUGAGUUCCGCCGCAUUUCCGCCUACCUGUACCGCGGCAACAACCGCUGGCAGCAGGCCACCGAGCUGUGCAAGCGCGACCAUCUCUACAAGGAUGCCAUGCAAUACGCAUCCGACUCGCGCAACACCGAGAUUGCCGAGGGUCUGCUCGCCUGGUUCCUGGAGAUCAACCGCCACGACUGCUUCGCCGCCUGCCUGUAUGCCUGCUACGACUUGCUGCGCCCAGACGUCAUCCUGGAGCUGUCAUGGAAAAACAAUAUCAUGGACUUUGCCAUGCCGUUCUUAGUGCAGGUCAUCCGCGAAUACAUUGGACGUGUUGAGCGUCUGGAGACAAAGGGAGAGGAAGCCGAGAGCGAGAAACAAGAACAGCCAAUGAUGAUGAAUGAACCUCAAUUGAUGUUGACCGCUGGUCCUGGAAUGAUUCCCGGAGCUGGUAUGAUGCCCGGAGCCGGUAUGAUGCCACCACAAGCACAAGGCAUGCCAAUGGGUGGCAUGCAGCCUAAUGUAAUGCCUGCUGCUGUCGGUGGCUUCCAACCACAAGUAGCACAACAAGGCUUCAUGUAGACAUCUCUUCAUCUCCUGUUCUUGUUGUUAUUAUUAUAAUAAUAGCUAUUCAUGUUAGGCUGUGAUAUUUUCUUGUUUCUUGUUGUUGCUGCUGCUGCGAGGUAUGGCAGCACCGCUUUGUUACCUCUGUAAGACCGAUUGCUUUUACACGUGCUGCUAGCUCGACUAUUGUAUGUUUGAUGAUAAGGAUUGUGCUAUUUUGUGGCCAGUGUUUGGUUUGUCCUUUUCGCCAUCGUGUCUCAGUCUUUGAGCUCGGCUAGCUACCGCUGGUGCUUUGUGAUUCUUCUCUGCUUUCUGCGCUGCCGCCACCUCUUUCUUCUCCUGUUGUGUCAUUUAGCUGUACCUACGAUCUUGUUUUUUUGGUUUGUCGUUUCUAUGACUGGGCGUUUCUAAUAUUUUCUGCAGUUGCGGCGUUCAGCUGUUGUAUCAACUAGCGGCAACGGCAAGCGAUCAUAGUGCCCUUACUUGCAUUUAAGUUUCUUCUUCCUUGUUGUUUUGUUAUCUCGCACUUGCGCCUUGUAGUGUUGCUACUGCUAUUACUGCACCAAAGGUUUGUGGUCUUUGUCACCGGCCCAUUUAACGAGAAUUUCUAUUCGACUUACUCAUGUAUGUCCUUCAAGCACACAAGCAAUUUAGAAAGCCCUCUGACCGCUUGAUGUUUGUGUUUUUACUGAUUAUUAUUUGGCUCAUGCCCGUCUCCUAUUAUUAUGCGCUAUGGAGUCGUACUGAGUGAAAAGAGAAUACCAUUAUUGGCCACCGA
Messenger RNA from Sycon ciliatum, 5930 nucleotides. Its product is annotated as clathrin heavy chain 1-like. Gene Ontology annotation, cellular component: clathrin coat of trans-Golgi network vesicle; clathrin complex; clathrin coat of coated pit. Gene Ontology annotation, molecular function: clathrin light chain binding; structural molecule activity. Lineage: Eukaryota; Metazoa; Porifera; Calcarea; Leucosolenida; Sycettidae. The transcript is spliced from 23 exons. Bases 95 to 5170 code for a protein of 1691 amino acids. Gene Ontology annotation, biological process: receptor-mediated endocytosis; intracellular protein transport. The record is from RefSeq and is a predicted model, not a curated record.